ACGAAGAGAAGUCGCAGCUCAACGGCAACCCAGCUUUUGAAUUGUCGUUUGGAGAUAAUCCUCUUGCGUCGUUUCCCAGUUUCACGGAUUUGUUACCUUUCUCGUGAGGAAUCCAUGUUCUGCGGGUGUUGAUUUUUUAGUGGAUAUUGUGAUGAUCAGUGGCUCGAUUACUGCUUGGGUCAGUGACCUUUUUGCUUGCAUAGGUAGGUGCCAUUACGCUUCUUUGACAAUAUUAUUUGGAUAAUCCCUUACUCCUUGGCUGCAUUGAACAUCGAGAGCAAUGAGUUGAGGCUUAUUAUCUUCCGAUUGCUGUUAAGAACAGAAAUAUAAUGAGCAGUAGUUGUUUUGGAUGUCGCCUGAAGCCUACACCAAUUAUAGCUGUGGAUGAGCCAGCAAAAGGACUAAGAAUUCAGGGGCAGACAGUGAGGAAACCAGCCAUAUCAGAUGGUUUCUGGAGUUCGAGCACAUGUGAUCUGGAUUACAACACUGUUCAAUCUCAAAGAAGCAUGACCUCUGUCAGCACAUUAAACCAACUUUUCUAUCAUAGCAGUGAACUUUCUCCCACAGGCACCCAUCCUGAAUUUGUGAACCAAGGUCUUCUUCUCUGGAAUGAGAGCAGGAUUCAGUGGGUUGGAGGUAGCAGAUCUAAGAAGCAGAGUAAACAGAAACAAGAACCCAAACUUGAUGAUUCUCAUUCUGUUGGUUGCAGCUGGGAUGCAACUUAUGAUAGUUUGCUUGGGACUAAACAACGUUUUCCCAGGGCUGUACCUUUGUCUGAAAUGGUUGAAUUCUUGGUGAAAAUUUGGGAGCAUGAAGGGAUGUAUGAUUGAGACUGAUUGGGGCUACCGAAGCUGCUUCUGACUUUCUUUUUAUUAAAAUGCAAUCUUUAACUGGUGAAAAGCUUUAGUACAUACAUGUGAACAGAAGGUUAAAGAAUCAAACACACGUUUGUCUUUUGAUUGUAAUAUCAGAAGGACAAGAACCUACCUUUCUUAGUCCUUGAAAGGUGCCGUGACCGUAAAUUAUUUGAUUCUCCACUGAUUGUAUAGUACCACUCUGGUACUCUUGAAAGGGUGAAAUAGGAAUGAAAUAAUACUGUUGACUAUUGAGUACUGAAUGGAUACAAAGAAUUUAGCAUAUCAAAUUGAUAAUCA
Molecule: messenger RNA, 1154 nt
Organism: Neltuma alba
Lineage: Eukaryota; Viridiplantae; Streptophyta; Magnoliopsida; Fabales; Fabaceae
Exons: 6
Coding region: 330-830 (166 amino acids)
Source: RefSeq, a predicted model, not a curated record